UGAAAUUCUGGAAGCAGGAUGAGAGUCGACAAGUAACAAGUAGCCAGGCAACACUAUGGCAGAGACGAGCACCAAGUCAGAUCAGGCGGGCAGUGCGUCUGCUCAGCACAAGGUUGCUGCUUCGCCGGACGGACAACCAGCCUCCGUACCGCUGCCGACCCUGUUUAUCAACUGCAAACAUGUACUAGGAGUAGGCUGGCCCUGGAGACAGAGCUAUAGCGCUGCUUCACGAGUGACACAAUGACUGCAGUACACAGGCAGGUAAGUGAACGCUGGUCCCAGCCCCCAUACUAGGAGGUCGCGUUUUUCUGUUAUUUGCAUAUACAAAGAAGCCGCACUAUUCAGUCCGCAAGAUGGAUUCACAGCAAACGGCAGCGACAUGAGAAGUCUGGCGAUGUUCUAGUCCCACACAUAUUUGCAGAGCAUACUGCUGGAGUUGCAACUGGGUUCAGGCAUCAUGAGCAAUAAUUUCCCCUCUCCGUAGUCGGAAGCUGAAUUUCAGGCGCUGAUUUGUGGCCGCGAAUGCUUAUGUCUUACAUGCAAUGGAAGCAUGACAUCUAAGGACAAGAAUAGAAUGAAGCUCCAGGCAACCUGUAGCAUGUAGUGAGGACCCGAACGUUCUAUCUUGGCGUCUUUUUCGAUACUGACCCUUACCUUAAAAAACGAUCGGCAGUUCUUUCGAAGCGGCCGGGAGUGCAGCUUCAACCUGGCCGGGGCUUUGCUAUCAAACGAGCCGGCGUGAAUUCUAUGGCUGGCCAUCGGAAAAGGCGACGUAGUGGAAGCGGGAAAAGCUGCGUGCUUGUAAGGCGCCCGCCGCCUUGGGUUCCGCCGAUAAGGAUCGCCCAGAGUGGGGCGCCAGAACACUGCGAACACAACAAAAACCGCGAAUGCGAAUGGCAUGGGGGCGACUUUUCACACUUUUGGAGGCCGCAAAUGCCGCGCCGUAAAUGGGCAAUCUCCAAGGCGGCGGGCAGAGCAGAAAAUGCGUAUUUUCAAUCGAAUGAAGAAAAACAAACAAAAAAACUACCAAAAGUUGAAAGCGUACCCGCAUGCUAUGGGCCCGAUUCCCGGCCUCCAAUGGGCCGGCCCUGGCGGGGGGCCAGGCGCGCCCGUGGCAUGCGGGAUACUUAGGUUUUGUUUUGUGAAGUGGGAGAGAUGGGGUGCCAGCCGGACUUUUUAUACGUGUCACCGCCAGAAAAUGCGGGAGGCGCGAGGGCAUGGCGCACAGCAAAAAGAGUUCCUGUGGAGCCCGCCAGCCACAAAGUGCCAACUAAGUGGAGUGCCUUCACAAAGAAACCGCACUGCCCCCGCCCCGCUGCGGCGGCUCUGAUUCUAGCACUAAGUUUUAGCCUGCUACACUAAGCCUCACGUCUUGCGUGCUUUCGCUCGGCGAACAGCUAGACUGCUAAGUAAACAGCUAAGCAAAACUUGGUGAGGCCGACGAUCCAUCUCUUGGCGCAAGACAGAUUUGUGUACACAAUUCCGCCCCACGGAUCUCCGCCCGCCGACGUACGGGGAGGGGAGACGUUUCCUGUUGAUACCAGGAGGUGCCAGCUCAGUCUCGCAGGACCACGAUGAACACGGGAGCAGCACCCACACCAGCGACAAAGCACGUUCCACGACUUUGCCUCCCGGUCCGGUUCCCACGGACACAGGCGAUCUCGAAGUAG
This is a messenger RNA of Amoebophrya sp. A120, 1670 nucleotides long. The record is from the annotation of a GenBank genome assembly. NCBI's taxonomy places the organism in Eukaryota, Dinophyceae, Syndiniales, Amoebophryaceae.